Numida meleagris (helmeted guineafowl) is the source of this 1924-nucleotide messenger RNA. It is a transcript of the gene GTPBP8, whose product is annotated as GTP binding protein 8 (putative). The record is from RefSeq and is a predicted model, not a curated record. The coding region runs from base 37 to 882 and encodes 281 amino acids. The transcript is spliced from 7 exons. Gene Ontology annotation, cellular component: mitochondrion. Lineage: Eukaryota; Metazoa; Chordata; Aves; Galliformes; Numididae. Gene Ontology annotation, molecular function: GTP binding.
GCCCCGCCCGCCGCCUUCCGGGGCCGUCCCGCCGUGAUGCAGCUCCUGCGGGCUGCGCGGAGCUGGGCCCGGGGCCCGCAGGGUCGUUCUCCUCCUCCUCCGCUCGCCGCCCUCUCGCAGGUGUUGAAGCUGGAGCAGAGCCGCCGCGACGGCGUCAUGUUCCCGCUGCAGCGGCUGGCGCGCAACCUGGCCCCCGGCGCCGAGGCGGCGGCCAUCAGUCUCUUCCAGCCCGGGCUGGCCGCGCUGCAGCGCGCCGAGGCGCUCUUCACCUCCGGCCGCGGCCACGCCAUCGACUACGUGAGCUCCGCCGUGCGCAUGGAGCACGCCCCGCCGCCCGCGCUGCCCGAGGUGUGCUUCAUCGGCCGCAGCAACGUGGGCAAGUCGUCGUUAAUCCGAGCCUUGUUCUCGCUGGCUCCAGAAGUGGAGGUCAGGGUGUCAAAAACUCCAGGCCACACAAAGAAGAUGAAUUUCUUCAACAUAGGGAAGUACUUCACUUUGGUGGAUAUGCCAGGGUAUGGCUACCGUGCCCCAAAAGACUUCGUGGAUAUGGUGGAGGCUUAUCUGCAGGAGCGGCACAACUUGAAGAGGACUUUUCUGUUAGUCGAUGGUGUGGUAGGAAUCCAGAGCACAGAUCUUAUUGCAGUAGAGAUGCUGGAGGAGUUUGGGAUUCCUUAUGUGAUGGUGUUAACUAAAAUUGACCGAGCUUCCAAGGGACUGUUGUUAAAGAAUGUUUUGGGGAUCCAGGAGUUUGUAAAGGAGAAAACUCAGGGAUGCUUUCCUCAGCUAUUCCUGGUCAGUUCUCUGGAGUUCUCAGGAGUCCACUUGCUAAGGUGUUUUGUAGCCCAUGUUACUGGAAACCUGCCUACUGUAGAGGCCAGCUGAAAAGUCUGGCUCCUGAUAUGCUCAGCUCAUCUGGAACAAAAGGUUCAGCGUGGUAGCACGCCUCACUUGCAUACAUCAAGUUGUCCCUGUUCCUGGUGGAUGCAGAAAAGGAAACCUACUUUAUGGGAUCCGCCUCCUGGCUGGCUGUUGUCUUGAAACAGUGGUGAUAAAUGAACAACACUUAGGAGAACUCUCUCCUCCUGCACUUUAUCAUCACUCAGUGCUGCAUCUGCCUUCUGUUUUAAAUCCCACGUGAAGUUCUGCAGCUGCCCUCAGCGGAGUUACCAGAGGUGGGUCUGUUACCUGCAUCGGUCCUGCCCUGGGAGUUGAAGCACAACACUGAGGUCCCACAGCAGCUGUGUUUGGCUAAGAGCACAAUAUGGGGGAGACCGAAGCUGGUACAGAAUCUACUAAAAGGACUGCCGUUAAAUAGGGGUAGUUGUACAUGGGAAUUUAGACCAAAGCUACUAAGUGCCUGUGUCACACUCUGGCACUCAUCUUGUCCUGUCUUGAGAUUGUCAAUUCUGUGUAUGCAGUUGUUGAAGUUAACUUACAUUAAGUAUUUAAAUCUCAAGAAAAGGUUGUUCUUUCAUAAAGCGCUCUGAGGCUUGAAGGUGGUUCUUGUGCUGUUUGUUAUAUUAAGGAAUUUCUUGUAACUCUCAGAUUAGACUUGAAGUAAAGUAGGAAGUGACAGUGUGGGGAAUACAGUAGAGAGAUGUGGAUCUUGAGUUUCUGCAUGUAAGCAGAGAUCAGGCCUGUAAUACACUACUAUUUUGCUUCUAUUCCCAAAAUGCUCCAAAGCAAACUGGUCUGUGGGUGUCUGAUUCUAGAAGUAAAUAUACAGUAGGAUCUAGAGAGAUGGAAUAUGUGCAAGUCAGCAUUUCAGGAAUAAUCGUGUGUUAGUAUCUUAAAACCAGCGUCUUUCAAAAGCAUCAAUGUAGUCAAAGCUGUAAUCAUCAAGGCCUCAGUUUGUUAUGUGCAAGAAUUGGUGCCUCUGUGGCAGGUAUGACAGUAAAUAAAAUCAAAUUAAGCAGGACUUAAA